Messenger RNA from Drosophila takahashii, 1252 nucleotides. RefSeq lists its product as uncharacterized. NCBI's taxonomy places the organism in Eukaryota, Metazoa, Arthropoda, Insecta, Diptera, Drosophilidae. The record is from RefSeq and is a predicted model, not a curated record. Gene Ontology annotation, molecular function: transmembrane monodehydroascorbate reductase activity; heme binding.
UUCCAUGCCGUCAGGCCGUCAAAAGCGUUCUAACACUCGCCACGAGCGGUCGCGAUCUUCAGUUUAUAGUGCCAAUAGCUUAUCGGUUUUACGUGCGCAUCUCACGUAGCAGAUAAGGGAUAACUUCCAUAACAUCCAUAACAUAAUGACGACUGAAGAAUUACAAGGUUCCUAUGGAGGCUUCUACUUUGGCUUCUGCACCCUGAUCUCACAUGUUCUUCUCGCGGGGAUCACCGCAGCCAUCGUCUACAAGUGUCUGGUUCUCAAGUUGGUACACACGGCUGGACAUGCUUUCUACUGUACAAUCGGCUUUGUUUUCUUCAUGGGCGAGGCGCUGCUAGUGCGAAAUAGCACAUAUCUCGAGUCCUGGCUGGGUCCUCUAAACCUUAACCGCCUACAUGCUGCCCUGGGUCUCCUGGCCUUUGUGGUUGGAGUCGGUGGGAUCGGUAUUAAGACUUGGCAAAAGCUGGAGCGUAAAUGGGAAGAUCCCAAUGCCUCCGUUCGCCACUUCAAGAGCAACCACGCAUUCUAUGGUAUUAUCGGCUGUGCUCUUCUGCUAGGUAGCGUUCUCACCGGUCUUCCGCUGUAUUUCAUCAGUGGUGGCUUCACCUUGAAAAUGCUCCAUCGAUUCUUUGGACUGACUGGAUUUCUAGCCCUAAUGGUCUCUCAAAUGUUCGGCUAUAACACCGGAUUCGGGCGACGACAGUGGAAGGCACAUCACCAGAAGCUCUUCAAGUUCUUCACAUUUAUCGCUACCAUAACUACAGCAAAUUACGAAUUUCGAAGAUUUGCACGGGAUAUUGUUGGAUUGGCAACAAAUUAUUUUGUUGGAUCAGAAGCAGUUGAAGCGAGAGAAGAUCUUUAAAGCUCUAUAGAUGAGCGAGUUGUUACUCUGGAAGAUCAAUACUUCAGGGCGAUUUGCGAGGAAACCAAUUCCGCAGCUAAGUAUUGUAGAUUUAUUAAUCACUCAAAAAUAGUAAAUGCGCUAUGCGCAACUGAUAAAUGUGCAAACGAAAUGAUCAUAUUCAUUGUGAAUUUCGUUUAUUAAACAUUUUGUUAUCUAGUUUGUGAAGGCUUUAGUUGUCUAUGUCAAUCGCACUCUACUUAACCAUAUCAAUGGAAUAUAGGAAAACCCACUAGUUUAUAAGCAACUUGCCAAGAACAUGAAUCAUUUUGAUUUUGUGCCUUUAUUGUAAUUUCACAUAUAUAGCUGUUGAUUAUUUAAAACAUAAAAUACAUACAUUUUCACUUA